Messenger RNA from Entamoeba histolytica HM-1:IMSS, 903 nucleotides. RefSeq lists its product as uncharacterized. The record is from RefSeq and is a predicted model, not a curated record. The coding region runs from base 1 to 903 and encodes 300 amino acids. Lineage: Eukaryota; Evosea; Mastigamoebida; Endamoebidae. The transcript has a single exon.
AUGAUGGGAAGUAAAGAUAAAGUUGCAUAUAUGGUAGGUAUUGGAAAUCAAUUUAAUUUAAAUCAAACAUUAAAUGAAAGGGGAAUUGAUAUUAGUUUAACAUUUAAAUUAAAUUCAUAUGGAUUAGUUGAUAUUUCUAAAAGUGAAAUGAAAUACACUGCAUGGACUAAUUGUACUGAAAAGAAAUAUAAAGUUAUUAAUGUUACAGAAGAAGUAAAUGAAACAGAAAAUAAUUCAACAGAAAAUAUACCAAAAACAGAAAAGGAAAGUAUUAAAGAAGAAAUUGAAAUUGAAGAAGAAAUUAUUGAAAAUGGUAAAGAACAAAUAAAUGAAGAAAACAUUGAAAUUAAAGAAGAAGAAAUUAAUAAUAAUGAAACAGAAAAUCAUAAUGAAACAAAGAAAACAAAAAUAACACCAAAAGUUGAAUGGGAAGAACAUAUUUUUGAAUGUGCUAAGAAUGAAACAAGUAGAUUUAAUUUCUUUAUAUUAUAUCAUCCAUUAAUUAGUUUUAUGAGUAGAAAUUAUCAACGAUCAAAAGAAAUAUUAAAAUGGUUUGAUGAUAUUGAUGAAUCAUUUAAACAAAUUGGUGAAAUGAUUAAUAACUUUGAAUCAACUUUAUAUGCAUUAAAAAAAGAAGUUAUUGAAAAUGAAAGUCUUGAAAAAGAAAAGAAAGAAGAAUUUUUAAAGAAAAUAAAUGAACAACAAGAAUUUUUAGAAUUUAAUACUAUUGAUGAUAUUGAAUUAGAUGAAUUCACUAAAAGAGCAGAAGUUAUUAAAUCUAUUACUGAAUUCCUUCAUCCUGAACUAUAUGAAAAAGUUAAAGAUAAACAACUUAAUGAAACUGUAAUAAACAUGACUGAAUUAAAUAAAACUGAAAAUAGUUCAAUAAAAGUUGAACUUUAA